AUAUGAAAACUUUUGAAAACAGAAGAAAAUCUGGACAUGAGAGAAGAGGCAUUGCAAUCACAGUCAGAUAGAGAGGAGCCUCGUGUUAUACCACCCACGUUAACCAACAAGAUUCCAUUCCGUACUCAAUCGACAACAUUGCUUAACGUUUUCACUAUCUUCAGAAAUUAUGUAUAAUACGAGGACCAAGGUGCAAAAAGAAAACAAUCUCUAGAGAUGUUUGAUUUUCAUGCUCCCUCCCAAAACCCACAACUCUUUCUUUCUAGGGUUUUGUAGAGAGAAUGGAAGAAUCAACUCUAUCAUUAGUAAGCAAUCUAGAAAUUCUAGACACACUCAGCGCUGAUUCAGUUCAAGAAAUUGUUGGCAGCUACGGCAGUUUCUGUUCCGCCACCCUAUCUCUUCUCCACGGAGGCGACGCCUCCGAUCUCUUCUCCCACGUUCAAAUCCUCUGCAAGCACGGCCUCCUUUCUCUCGUUCGCGAUUUCUUUCUCAAGUCGCUAGAGGAAGCUUUCGAGAGAAACCUAGCGUCAAAAUUUUGGCGGCAUUUUGAUUGUUAUAGCAUUGUAGGAGCUAAUUAUGAAACUGAGUUGCAGCAAGUUUUGUGCAGAGCACUUGAAGAGAUUUCGUUAGAGAAACAGUAUCAGGAGAAGUGUUUGUUACUGUUAGUUCGUGCUUUAUUACUGGAAGGAAAAACUGAUUCUGAUGUCGAAAGAGAAUAUCUUUUUUCCAAGUAUCAAUUGAUGGUUUCUUCAGUUCUAAUGGCUACUCUUCCUCGCCAUUUUCCUGAACUACUACACUGGUAUUUUAAGGGAAGGCUGGAGGAGCUGAGUACAAUAAUGGAUGGAGAGUUUAAUGUUGGUGGUGAUGACGCUUCUCAAGAUAAAGAUGACAUGGAUUUAGAUGAGAUGGGGAAAAUGUUACAUAGGAAUGGUGCGAUGGAUAUUGAUGAAAGCUGCCUACAAGGGAAAUUUACAGAGAACAACAAUUUCGUGAAGAAUAUUGGAAAAGUUGUACGUGACCUCAGAAGUCUUGGAUUCACAUCUAUGACUGAAGAUGCCUAUGCUUCUGCCAUCUUUUUGCUUCUGAAGGCUAAAGUACAUGAUCUGGCCGGUGACGAUUAUAGGGCUUCAGUUUUGGGCUCCAUUAAUGAGUGGAUCAAGGAUGUGCCUCUUCAAUUCUUGCAUGCACUCCUUGCUUAUCUUGGUGAGACUACUAGCUAUUAUAGCCCUUCACCAGGUCUCAGGUCACCUCUUGCUUCUCACCCUUCAGCUUGUUAUCCUGCAAUUAAUUCUCCCUCUGAAGGACUUGUUAGAUGGCAUUUGCGACUAGAGUAUUUUGCUUAUGAAACAUUGCAAGAUUUGAGGAUUUCCAAACUAUUUGAGAUUAUUGUUGACUAUCCUGAUAGCUCUCCUGCAAUCGAAGACUUGAAGCAGUGCCUUGACUAUACUGGACAGCAUUCUAAACUUGUGGAGUCUUUUAUUUCUGCAUUGAGAUAUCGCUUGCUCACUGCAGGUGCCUCAACCAAUGAUAUAUUGCAUCAGUAUGUUUCGACUAUUAAAGCACUGCGGACAAUUGACCCGGCUGGUGUCUUUCUUGAAGCUGUUGGUGAACCAAUAAAAGACUAUUUAAGGGGUAGAAAAGAUACAAUAAAAUGCAUUGUCACCAUGCUUACUGAUGGGACUGGUGGGAAUCCAAAUGGAUCUGGAAUUACUGGUGAUAGUCUUCUUGAAGAAUUAAAUAGGGAUGAGGAAAGUCAGGAGAAUGUUGGUGCUGAUGAUGAUUUCAACACAGAUGACAAGCAGGCAUGGGUCAAUGCUGCAAGCUGGGUGCCUGAUCCUGUCGAGGCUGAUCCAUUGAAGGGCAGCAGGAAUCAAAGGAAGGUUGACAUACUAGGGAUGAUUGUCGGCAUAAUUGGUUCAAAAGACCAACUUGUCAAUGAAUACCGUGUUAUGCUGGCUGAAAAGCUUCUCAACAAAUCUGAUUAUGAUAUUGACUCAGAAAUACGUACUUUAGAACUCCUCAAGAUACAUUUUGGAGAGAGCAGCAUGCAAAGGUGUGAAAUUAUGCUUAACGAUCUUAUUGAUUCCAAGAGGACAAACCACAAUAUUAAAGCAACAAUUAAGUCAGAUCAAACAGGUUCAGAACCAGCAGAAACAGGGGCUUCUAUGGAUAUCCUUAAUGCUACAAUCCUAUCUUCAAAUUUUUGGCCUCCAAUCCAGGAUGAGGCUCUUAAUGUACCUGAGCCUGUAAACCAGCUACUCACUGAUUAUGCAAAAAGAUUCCAUGAAAUCAAGACUCCUCGUAAGCUACUCUGGAAGAAAAAUCUUGGUACAGUCAAGUUGGAGUUGCAAUUUGAAGAUAGAACAAUGCAGUUAAGUGUGGCUCCCAUACACGCUGCAAUUAUCAUGCAAUUUCAAGACCAAACAAGUUGGACCUCAAGUAGGCUUGCUACUGUUAUUGGAGUACCUGUGGAUGUGUUGAAUCGGAGGAUAAAUUUUUGGAUAAGCAAGGGAAUUCUUACAGAAUCACUGGGCAAAGAUUUGAAUGAUCAUGUAUUUACCCUAGUGGAAGGCAUUGUCGAUGCUGGCCAAAACAGUGGCAAUACUGGUAGUUGUGAGGAGUUGUUAGGAGGUGAUGAGGAGGGAGAGAGAUCUGUAGCCUCUGUCGAGGACCAGAUACGCAAGGAAAUGACCAUCUACGAGUUGAACUCAGCUCUUAAAGAGCCUGCUGUUAAGGACAUGGUCUUUCCCCCGUGGAUUCGGGUUGGAGGUCUCAUUUCCCCUAAGAAGUUUAUAAUGGGCAUGCUCACCAAUUUCGGCAGCAUGGCAUUGGAUCGCAUUCACAAUACUCUCAAGAUGUUCUGCGUAGCUGAUCCUCCUUACGACAAGUCUCUCCAGCAAUUGCAAAGCUUUUUAUCAGGUCUAGUUUCUGAAGAGAAGUUAGAACUUAGAGAUGGGAUGUACUUCUUGAAGAAGUAAAAGCUGGCAUUCUUGUAAUUCACCCCUUGAAAUAGUAAGCAUGUACAGGAAGAUAUUGAUAUGGCUUAUCAGAGGGAGGUUUGGAACAGCAAAUGCAGCUUUAUGAAGAUGGAGAUCUCUGUAGCAGGACUGUCUCCCUUGCAAUUAUCAGCAAUCCCAACUGUCGUCUUGAAUCAUAUCCAACUCCCGUUAUGCCAAGUACUCCUGCUAUGCACGUCGGGUGAUUUCUAGGAGCUUUCCAUACAUUGAUUACAGGACAGUAAACAAAAGGAGUUGCAGUUUCCCAACAAAAUUUAUAAGGGUGUCCUUUUGUGGCUUCCUUUAUUAAUUAAAACAUUGACCCCGCGCUGUCACUGUUAAUUAAUUAAAUAUGUGUCGUAUGUGGUUGAAAACAUUGAUCGACCCAGCAGGAAGAGGUGGAUUCCGAAAGACCAUCUUAAAAUUUGAAUGGUGGAAAACGAGCAAGUAAAGUAGACAUUGAAUGAAGAUGUCUUGAUCAUGA
Molecule: messenger RNA, 3480 nt
Organism: Populus euphratica (Euphrates poplar)
Lineage: Eukaryota; Viridiplantae; Streptophyta; Magnoliopsida; Malpighiales; Salicaceae
Gene: APC2
Product: anaphase-promoting complex/cyclosome 2
Exons: 17
Coding region: 282-2978 (898 amino acids)
Biological process (GO): protein K11-linked ubiquitination; metaphase/anaphase transition of mitotic cell cycle; ubiquitin-dependent protein catabolic process
Cellular component (GO): anaphase-promoting complex
Molecular function (GO): ubiquitin protein ligase binding
Source: RefSeq, a predicted model, not a curated record